Molecule: messenger RNA, 210 nt
Organism: Linum tenue
Lineage: Eukaryota; Viridiplantae; Streptophyta; Magnoliopsida; Malpighiales; Linaceae
Source: the annotation of a GenBank genome assembly
AUGGGAGUGGUGUGUCGGAAUAUUCGAAGGCUGGUGGAGGACCGACGGGGAAGCUUCUCUCACACGUACAGGGAGGCAAAUGAAGCGGCUCAUAUUAUGGCACACGCUCGCACUAGAUGGGACGAGCGGAUCGUUUGGUUGGACCGACCGCCAAUUUAUUUAGUUGAUCGGAUUAAGCUGGAUGAUGUAGCAGCUAACUCUGUUCAAUGA